Messenger RNA from Entamoeba histolytica HM-1:IMSS, 436 nucleotides. RefSeq names its product AIG1 family protein, putative. Lineage: Eukaryota; Evosea; Mastigamoebida; Endamoebidae. The annotation marks the transcript as partial. The record is from RefSeq and is a predicted model, not a curated record. The transcript has a single exon. Gene Ontology annotation, molecular function: GTP binding.
AUGAGUGUAUCAGAAGAUAAACCAAAACAAACAAAAUUCCUUUUAAUUGGAGAAACAGGAAAUGGGAAAAGUUCAGUUGGUAAUUUCAUUUUAAAGAGUAAUGUUUUUAAAGUUAGUGAUAGUACAAUUUCAGAAACAAGAGAAGCUGAUGUACAGUCUGGAGAAGGAGAAAGAAGUGAUGUAACUGUUAUUGACACACCAAGUCUUCAAGAAUUAAAAGAAUUUAAUGAAGAGUUUUUGAAUGGUAUAGUUGGAUAUGUUAAAGAAGAAGAAGGAAUCAAUGGAAUUGUUAUUGUUCUAAACUAUAACACAAAUAUAAUUUCCAAUAACAUUAAAACAAUGAUUGAAAUAAUGUCUAAAAUCUUUCCAUCACAAGACUUUUUGAAACAUAUCUGUAUUGUAUGGAAUAAAUGUUAUUAUUAUAUAUCAGAUAGGC